GAUCCCACCUUUGCUGCAAGUGAUUGGUGUGAAGAAGCAGAUGACUGGGGAGGCCAUGAUGAAGCAGGACCUCCGGCGUUCACAUCCCUUCAGCUGCUUGGCUUAAACGAAGCGGUGAUGAGCAACUCCUUGCCUAGAGAGGUGGAGUGUGCAUCCCGGUUCCAAGAGCUCCGCUUGUCCGAAGCUCCGGACACGCCAGCUCCCCCGAGUCCCUGCCCUCCUGUUGGGGAGGGAGCAGCAGUGGCUGGUUCAGCCCCUGCGUUCCAGCCCUUUUACGUUAAUGUUGUGGAUGAGGAGGACUACGCUGGUUUCCUUGACACAGAUCAUGCAGAUGAGCUUUUAAGGGAGUAUCAGCAGAGAGAGGGUGUUGAUUUGGAGCAGCUGAUGUCAGAAAGUUUUGCAGGUGAAGGUGACAAGGAAAAAUAUGAGAAGAGUGAGGUCAAAAGCAGGGAUCACACAUUUCAUAAAUUUAUGAAAAGAAUAUCUGUCUGUCCUGAACAGAUUAUAAGAUACUCCUGGGGAGGGGAGCCUCUAUUCAUAACAUCUCCUCCAGCCGACAUUAACAAAGAUAUUCCAGCCUGCAGUAACUGUGGAAGUAACAGAGUGUUUGAAUUUCAGCUUAUGCCAGCACUGGUCAGCAUGCUUCAGAGUGAUACAGAUCUAUCAGUGGAGUUUGGGACUGCUAUAGUUUACACAUGUGAGAGGAGCUGUUGGCCAACAAAUCAUCAAACCCCUCUUGAAGAAUUCAUUUUUGUACAAGAAGACCCAGAUCAGAAAUUAUUUAAAUAAAACAUAUUACAGCACAUG
This is a messenger RNA of Tinamus guttatus (white-throated tinamou), 807 nucleotides long. The record is from RefSeq and is a predicted model, not a curated record. NCBI's taxonomy places the organism in Eukaryota, Metazoa, Chordata, Aves, Tinamiformes, Tinamidae.